Symbiodinium sp. CCMP2592 is the source of this 663-nucleotide messenger RNA. NCBI's taxonomy places the organism in Eukaryota, Dinophyceae, Suessiales, Symbiodiniaceae. The record is from the annotation of a GenBank genome assembly.
AUGAGUCAUGGUGCCAUGACUGCCAUCAUAUGCAGACAGUGCUGGGUAAUGUGCGGUCAACAGUCAACAGUUAAUAAUCGUGCGUUGUUUUGUCCGGUGGACACCCGGUGGACCAUGGCUCCGAAGUCUCCGAAGAUGCCGAUGAAGGCGAUGGCAGCGAUGAAGGCAAUGAAGACCAGCAAGCCUAUGAAGGCGAUGGCGGCGAUGAAGGCUAUGAAGACCAGCAGGCCUAUGAAGGCGAUGGCAGCGCAUGGCAAGAUGAUGAAGGCUAUGAAGACGAAGACCAGCCAGCCUAUGAAGGCGAUGGCAGCCGCAAUGAAGGCAAUGAAGACCAGCAAGCCUAUGAAGGCGACGAAGGCGAUGGCAGCGACGAAGCCGAAGGCGAUGAAGGUCAUGAAGGAUCAGAGCAUCCAGUGCGGGAUUGGGCUGUAUGGGCGGCCAGAUUGGGCCCAGCUUGGCCUCACGACACCGGACCCCUAUCGUGGCGAGGAUGUCUUCGAGGUGAACGCGUUGGAAGAGGGCCGUUGGGUGUGCAGCAUCGGCAUGAGCAAGAACACGCGGCUGGACGAGAUGGUGGAGCAGUGUCAGGAUCCUGGCUGUAACACCACUGCAUCCUACAGAGCUUUGGGCAUCGCUGUGAGCGUGGAGAGGGUCCCUAAGUGA